Hylaeus volcanicus is the source of this 11301-nucleotide messenger RNA. RefSeq names its product flotillin-2 (gene Flo2). The transcript is spliced from 8 exons. The record is from RefSeq and is a predicted model, not a curated record. Gene Ontology annotation, cellular component: plasma membrane. Bases 490 to 1698 code for a protein of 402 amino acids. Gene Ontology annotation, biological process: regulation of myoblast differentiation; protein localization to plasma membrane. Lineage: Eukaryota; Metazoa; Arthropoda; Insecta; Hymenoptera; Colletidae.
UUCGCUGUUAAUUUCGGUGCUUGGAAGGGGAAAUGACCGUGGGAAGGGCGCUACCCCUCGUGGCUUGUUUAGCACGUUGAGCAGGUUAGUCUAUGGGUUGGGCCCCCCCACGCGGUCGCUUCCCCUGAUUCCACGCGGCGCAGUCGAGAGAGAAAGACGCCAGUCUAGAUCGGAUCGCGGAGUAGGGUAGUCACGUUAUCUGCAUCGAUUUAUCGCGAUCGAAGUAGGGGUAGCCUUUGGUUACACGCGCCGAUCUAGGAACUUUUCUGAUACAGUGUGUACAGUGAUAUAGUGUGUUAUAACAUAGUAAAUAUUUAAAUUUUAAAAAUAGCACAGACUUGUAUAAAUUCACUUGGCGAUCUCAUCGACUUUUUAUAAUACUAUUCUUUAAACAAUUACAAUCUGUAAUUCGAAGUCUUCUACCUCGGAAACUGUCGUCCAAAGUAUACGUUGAUAAAGUUACAUUAACUAAGAGGAUGUUGCGGAUCGAUGAAAAAGAGGACCAUCGUCGGAGGCUACGCCUUCACGUGGUGGUUCGUCACCGACGUUCAACGGCUCUCUCUGGAGGUGAUGACGCUGAAUCCCGUUUGCGAGAACGUGGAGACAGCCCUUGGGGUGCCUUUAACCGUCACCGGGGUAGCUCAAUGCAAGAUCAUGAAAGCUGACGAAUUAUUGCACACUGCCAGCGAACAAUUUCUCGGGAAGAGCGUGCACGAAAUCAAAUCGACGAUCCUCUCUACCUUGGAGGGCCAUCUUCGCGCGAUAUUAGGCACGCUCUCGGUGGAGGAGAUAUACAAGGAUCGAGAUCAGUUCGCGACGCUCGUAAGGGAGGUCGCCGCGCCGGACGUCGGUCGCAUGGGCAUCGAGAUCCUGUCGUUUACGAUAAAGGAUGUCUACGACGACGUUCAAUACUUGGCGUCGCUUGGCAAGGCUCAGACCGCCGUUGUUAAACGGGACGCCGACGUUGGCGUCGCGGAGGCGAACCGCGACGCUGGCAUUCGGGAAGCAGAGUGCGAGAAAGCAGCGAUGGACAUAAAGUACAACACCGACACAAAGAUCGAAGACAACGCCAGACUCUUCCAGCUGCAGAAGGCUAACUUCGAUCAGGAAGUCAACACGGCUAAAGCCGAGGCUCAGUUGGCCUACGAGCUCCAAGCGGCGAAGAUAAGACAACGGAUACGAAACGAAGAAAUUCAGAUAGAAGUCGUGGAAAGGCGCAAGCAGAUCGAGGUGGAGGAGCAGGAAGUCCGUCGAAAGGAACACGAGCUCCAGAGCACCGUGCGGCUUCCGGCUGAGGCCGAGCAUUACAAAAUCGGCAGAGUGGCCGAAGGAAAAAGGACACAGACGGUGAAUGCGGCUACGGCAGAAGCUGAGAAGAUUCGAUUGAUCGGAGAAGCUGAGGCUCAAGCUCUGGAGGCGAUAGGAAUAUCGGAAGCUGAGCGUAUGCGAAUGAAGGCUGCUGUGUACAAGAAGUACGGCGAGGCAGCCAUUCUGAAUAUCGCUCUGAACGCUCUGCCAAAGAUUGCUGCGGAGGUUGCAGCACCAUUGGCCAGAACGGAGGAGAUUGUUCUUCUGGGUGGAAACGACACGACCAGCGGAGAAAUUACCCGCCUUGUGGGGCAAGUACCUCCAGCUGUUCAAGCACUGACCGGUGUAGAUCUGUCAAAAGUGUUAGGGAAAAUACCAGGGGCGAAGUAAUGUCGAAUGCAGCGACAGGUAGAACGACCAGGCGAUCGGACAUUCGGAAUCAGCUGAAGAAAGGAGCAAAAACUCUAUACUGCCAAAGGUUUCUCUGCUAUUCUAUUAUCCACCGGUGACACUCCAACUUUUUUCUCUUUCCCGAAUUACUCUACCUCAAACGUAGAUGAAGCGAAGCUGAACACAACCGGUCAGAUCGGUCGUGGCUCCGCCAAGAGCGCGUCGUUUUAAAUGUCGAUACGGUUGAACGAUUGCUCGUCCCACGCGGUCACGUAAAGCGCACAUUGUCAAGUUGAUCCUUAUUAUCGUCGUCCGUGCACGACGGUUUCCAACGAGUUCGAUUCCUGCGUGCAUCGAAGCGACUGGUAAUUUGAUUCACGAGGACUUCCGGAGGCGUCGACACGGCCAUACUAACGCAGAAAGAUUCUCGUUGAACCAACCAAGUUAGACUCUGCUAGACAUGGUCAGUGCCUAGAUCAUAUCAAUUUUAUUGAUAGAAUCAUUGGUACCUACCUGAAACUCUAGAUCAGUGAUUGUUAACCUUUGCAGGCUUGCCAUAUAUUUUACAAGAAGAUUCUUGGCAUUUCUUAUAAUUAUAGUAAUAAGUCUUCAAUUGUAACAGUAUACGUUCGAUGAAGGAAGAAAUUUAAUCCGAAAUAAGUAUCAGUUUUGACAAGACAUAUUUAACCUGAUUUCCUGAUUGAAGAUCUAAUAAAUACAUUUAACAACCUUGCAGGUCCCACUUAUCGCUUACUUUAAGUAUUCCUUAAUUCGUGAGAUGUAUAAAUAAAAAUAACUACAAGAAAUAAUUUCCUUUGUAAAAUAAAAUGUUCAGGUUUGAUGCUUCUUUCGGAUGAAAUUUUUCAUUAAGUUAUAGUAAAAAUUUCAAGAACUAUAAUACAAUAAAAAUUCAUCAGAUUUGUUGGUUAAACACGGUGGUUAGGAAUCACUGUUCUAGAUCAGUAUUGGUUGAUGCUAGUUAAGAACAACAGAACAUAACCUCUGGGGUUUUCAUCGAAGCUUUCGUCAGCAAUUGAACUUUAAACGGCGCAGCCGGGACGCGAUCGCAAUUGGAAGGAAAAAUGAAGGAGAACGAACAACACGAAGACAAGCGAAUCGUGGCCACCAGCGAAUUAGAAAUAAACUUAACACGUUGACUGUCAUGCGCAGGGAGAAUAAACAAAAAUGAAAGUGGCAACACAUGGAAACAUGGUACUCUUGGAAAGCUAAUAGAAGUGUAUAAGAUAAUUUAUUGAAACGAAUGGUAGUAUGAGCAACUCAUAAUGGUACAGAGGGUUCAUCCAAAAAGGCCACUGCUCAGUAAACCGCUCUGUAAGAACUCACGCAGCAGAAAAACUUAGAAAUUUUUCGCUCUCAAACAUGGCUACCAUUCCUGGUAGCAGUAGCUGCAGAGUGCGGUCGCCAUCUUGGGAAACUAAACAUUCUUAAGUUCACCCUGUGAGUUUUCACAAAGCGACUUGAUAAGCGAUACCUGUCUGGAAGCAUCCAAAGCCUAACCCCUAAUAUACAUCAACUCCCAUUAAUCCUUUGCGGAUGAUCGACCAGGUGACCGCGUACAGUAAACAUCUCUUAAGCCGUCGACUGACUUGCGAUAGAACAUUGUAAUGUAACGCGAGCAUUCGCUUAGUUUGGCGAACUAGCGAGCGACGAACCGAGCCGUUCUUGCGCUCGGUUCGCGCUCGAUCGUGCUCCACUGGUCUGUCGAUUUUUUGACGAACCUCUUUGAUCGUCUACUUUUCACUGAACUGAGUAGGAAGCAUUGAGAGAGAAUUCAGCCGAGAGUUCGAAGCGAACAUUCGUGAUUCCAAAAAGGACCUUGUAAUGUAACGUUGGUGUCGAACCGUAAAAUUCGUGCCGAGCAGUUACAUUACAGCGUUCUGUUGCAAGUCAGUCGCCGGCUUUAUCAUUCAAUGUGUCUGUACCCAACGUGUUGAAGCAUCUUCCGCAUACAGCGUGUCCUGCUUCAAAGUGACCGUCCCUAAAGGAUUACAGGUUUAAAUAUUUAUUGAUGAAAUAAGUUAUCUUGUAGCUAAACCAUCGCGACAGUCACCGUAUUAAAACUCGUGGUAGCGCGAUUCAGGCGGAAAUCGAAUUACAUAGGCGAAUGUACGCCUUUGCAUUCGCAUAAAUCUAUUGUGAUUGAAAUUUUCGAUCAUUGUGUUCAACGUAACAUAAGUAAAUUUAACAAAGGGGAGAAGAGAGUAAACGUUCGUGCGGAGUAGGCGACGUGGAAGUCAACUGUCCGUAGUCGUUGUACAUACCCAUAGUUACGUGUGUAUAAUAGCAACUGAGGUUUUUGCCUUGCUUAGAACGAGACGCGACGAAGGAACGUGUUCAGAAGAACGACUCUAGUGCUGAUUUGCAGCGUUCCUUAAGCUCCAAAAUGUUUAAUUACACACGUGAACGCUCGGAUUCGGUACAAUUAUAAUAGAAUGGUACAGAUUUAAAAAAAAAAGUAUAUUAUAAUUCACAAAAUAAAAUUUAAAAAGGAACAAUGAAUUUAGAGAACUUGAUAUACAGUCUGUAUUAUACGAUACUUGGUAUCACCUUGCAAUAUUAAUCGAUACUGUUUCAAACUGACCUAAACUUAAGGACAUACAAUGCAAAUGAGCACAAGUUUCCUCGUUCAUCGUGUUAACACUCGAAAUUCUCUCGGUUGACCACGCAUCGGAAUCAAUCGCAUUACCAACAAACUAUGUAAUAUUCCAAACCGAAGAAAGUGCCAAUUUGUAAAUACAGUAUCUCCUUGCCACUGUAGCAAAAGAAUAAUGAUAUUUAUAUUGCGUAACGAGCAUUCUGUUGCAUUGCACAUUUUUAUUCUGUUCGCAAUAGUGCUUGCAUCAAGCAGGUCUCAAGAUACAUAUAAUUUUUUCCAAAGAAUAUUCGAGACAGACACCCUGCUAAUAAUGGAUAUCGGAGGAUUGCAGAGUACAAAUUCCAUUAAUGUCCUGCACCAAUAUAUAUUUUGUGCUCGAGAUAUAUAGUUAGAGUGAAAAGGGCUUUGUUUGGAAUGGUUUGAAAACUUUCAUCGUUUCCAUUAGUUCGUUAAAUGAUAUUUUGAUACAUAUAAUUUAUUUUUAUACAGAUUAUAUUUAUUUUAUAUCGGUAGGGAAGCUUUGCAAAUGUACAAGAAAUCGAUAUCAAAACUUUGGAGCCUCAAAAAAAAAAAAACAUUAAUCUAUUUUAAAUGUCUUGAAAUUAAUUAAUGCUUUUACAACUACAAAGUUUGGUCUUUCAAUUUGAUAAAAAAAUCUUCCAAUGAUUGACAAACAUAUUUAGAUGAAUUUUUGUAGUGUUAUAUACAAAUAAUGAAUAAUAAUAAGUCAAACAAAAUUGAAUCUCUCGAAGAAGCUUUAAUUGCGCCACUUUUACGUGGGCCUUACUUCUUUUUUAUUGAAGAAUGCGCGUAUAAUUAUAAAUGUAGUAAUUCUUGUUUACUAUUUACCUUCCUUUUAUAUGCAUUCCUUUUAUUAAAUUUGUAUUACUGAUCAAAUGUAUCUUCCGAAUGAUACAAUACAGAGUAAAUAUUAUAUACAAGAUAUAAGUAGAAAUGAGCAGUACGUAUGUAAUAUGCACAAAAAAGGACAUUUUUAUAAGUGCAGAAUAGUUAUGGUUUACAAGUGUGAAUGUAUAACAAUCGUAUAUACACAAAAAAAUUAGAAAAAAAAUAAUUGUACGAAAAAGUUAUCAUUUCGUUGAAAGUAUAGCGUGUAAGGUUUUCCCAAAUUUUGUUAAAUUUUAUUUAUUUAAAUAUUUAUAUUAGCAACGAAAAGUUUUCAAUCCAAUGCAAGCAGUAGCAAACUAUUUUUCCCAAGUAAACUGUCGCGAAUAUCUAAACACUAAAAAAGGGAAGUGCAAGAAUGUCAGCUGUUAAAGAAAAGUCUUCCCCCCCCCCUCCAAAUAAAAAAAAAGAGAAAAAAGGAUGGAAAAAGUAAAAGCAUAGUUCAUUUAGAACAGUACAAACGAGAUAAUGACAGAGAACUAAUUUCAAAGUGAAAUUAUAUUGAACGAGAUCGUUGAAAGGUCGUAAGGUCCAUGUCGAUAUAGUAUUUUUAAUAAUAAGAAGCGAUCGAAAGCUGUUAAUGCCGAUUAUAUUAAAGUAGAAAGAUCUAUCGCUCUCAGGCAGAUGUUUUAUAUAAGCUAUUUUUAGUAACGUUUAGUGCACCCUUUCCGAUGGGUAGUCAAUGCGAGAAACGCGCCAUGUAAGAUGUCUAAAUAGACUCGAGAAGUUUCUUCCUUUCGAUAUCGUAGACCGAGAAAGUUCAGAUACAUGCUGCGAGGAAAAAGGAAAAAGAAAAUUACGUCCACGUGCUUUACAAAAUGUUCUCUUAAUCGAUUCAACACAAAAAGUGUUCGACUCUUAUUCCCAAUCGGUGGUGAACCAAUUAGAAAUUAGACGAUUCGUACGAAUCGUUCGUCGUCGAGGAAUUUAACUCUUUGCUGUCGAAAUACGGGAUAAAAAUUAUUUAAACAGCGAAGUGCUUAUCUUAGGAGCAGGGCCGGCGCAAGGCAGGUUCAGCGCGUUCGCCGGAACCCAGUCCCGCGUUUUUAGGGGCCCCGCGGUCUACGAAAAUGUUAAUUAACUUUUUACGGAAUGAUGAUACCAUUAACAGAUGCAAGAAAUUUUUUUAUUAGCGAUGAUUCAGUUUAAAGGAGUGACAAAAAUCAUCAAAGUAUUAUUAUUUAAUAUUCAUCUUAUAAAAAAUAUAUAGCAUUUGUAAAUAAAUAAUUCCGCGUUGCAAAAUUUAAGUGUAGGAUUUGAAUGUGAAUUCAGGCCCCGCAAAAUUUUUGAACCCGGCCCCGCAAAAGGUCACGCCGGCCCUGCUUAGGAGUCGCAACAACGUGACGGGAAAGUAUCAAUAUUUUCCAAAUUUAUUUCUCCUUAGAAUAUUUCGAUACCGUUCUUCCAAAUUCAGCUAAUAAAUUCAACUGAUAAUAGUCCGAGAGCCUGCGACAUAAAAUUUCGGCCAAUUUCAUUACAAAUAUCCUUUUGCUAUUUGACUGUUUUCUACUAAAGAAUAAAAAUAAUCCAAGACUGGCAAAGCACAAACGGUGCAUCGCUCCCUUAGAAAGUCGGAAACAUGUAAGAAAUAACAGUAUCUUUGACUGAAAUUAUUAUUACUGAAAUUUUUAGAAUGUAUCGUUGACAUACCAAAUUGCAUAAAAAAGUUGAUCUGGCAGAUUGUAAGCGGUGCUAAACGGGUGCUAAUGAUUUUAGUCAAACUAUUAGGUCGUCCUAUAAGUUCGUGCCGAAGACUGUGUCGAAAUUUAAUAAAAAACCACAGAACUUUUCUAGUAACGGUAUAAUGAGUAUCUGAGAGAGGUGAGAAACUAUUGUGAAAUGAGACAAAUUAUCUUUUCUUGUGACACUUGAGAGUAUGUUUCAUAUAUUAAUUUGAAAAAUAAAAGUAUAAACGUUUUUCCAACAAGGUUUUCCGACUGCCAGACCCAUUUAGCACCGCUUACAAUCUGCCAGACCAACUUUCUUAUUCAAUUUGCUAUGUCAACAAUACACACUAAAAAUUUCAGUAGUAAUGAUUUUGGUCAAAAAUCAAAUUAUUACAAAACGCCAUAGUGAAGCGUUGCACCAUUGAAUUCAUGCCAGACCAAGCAUUUCUGAACUAGGGAGACAUACCAUCUUAGGAAAACAGGUUCAUUUGUGUAAUGAAAUGAGUCACCCAUUUCUGUCGCGGGCUCUCGGACUAUAAACUUUAUAAUACGGAACAUGGAAUCAAGGCAAUUGGCAGAUGGUACAAAAUUAUUACAGAAGACUGCGAAACUGUAGUAUUGACACUCGUUGAACAAAUGUCGACUAGCUUUGCUUUUCGUCACAUAGAUGGCAAUUGUAGUCGAUUCUACUACCCACCGUUCGACUAUAGUUGGCGCUAAUGUUGAAAAGAAUAAAAUAUCUAAUUCCAUGAUAGUACAUAAUAUGCACACGACCUAACGAUAUAAAUCUCUUUCUAAUGAAAUUUAUUCGUUUUCUAAAUUAAUUAACUAAAUUCGUGCUACUCGAAAAUAAUUUCGAUCAGUACGACUAUCAUGCUUGGAACAAAUGCGACCGCAAAGAGUUGAAAACUUAGAUAGUUCGUAUAUAGUCCUCGGAUAUUCGAGGAUGAUCGAAAGUUCGUGGAUUUCGUGAAAACGUCACGAAUUGCUCGAAUUUUUCUAAAUACUAUUCGGCCCAAAAAUUGUCCCAUUGUUCGUGCUCUCUGUUAUAGUGGACGUUGAGAUCCCAGUUCCUUUCUUUUGAGAAAAUGUGAUCGCAAUGGUAAAGAAAACGUUUUCGUUUCGAAAGUUUCAUUGGUAAACCUGAUUAAAAUAUAUACUCUUGAUCACGUUUGCCGCAACUCGGUCGACUCUUUGCAUAUUUUGUAUAUUUAUAUUUCACUUGAUCAAACUGUAAUAAUAGAUAGUUUUACUUGAGAUUAGUGAUAUUUUAGUAUUCUACGCAAAUUUAUCUAUGUAGAAAAAUUGUGAUUCGCGACGCCAUUGAUAUUCAUGUUCACGUAACGGUCACAAUUUUUUUCUUUUUCACAAAAAAUAUUCUUUGAGAAUUACGGAUACUAGCCCGUGAGGGAUAACAAAUUGAACUAUUUUUUAAACACAUAGACAUUGCAAACCGACAACAAAAGAAAUAUGACUCGCGAGAAUAAUGAUUAUCGGCUGGCAGUUAAUUUUUGCAAUCGCUACUUUCUUCUCUGUUUUAUUAAAAUCGAACAAGUAUAAAUAAUCACGCUUCUAAGAAACGAUUAUACGGUGGAUUAUACGGUGGAUUCUAAUCGAAGUAUGAAAUUCGAAUAAUCUGUCUUCGCUAUAUAUAUUUAUUUCGCGUCAAUAUUUUUACUCACGCUUGGAUGAUAAUUCACAAGAAACUUUUUUUUAUUCUAUUCUCGAGUUUUUCGAGAAUUGCACUCGCGUAAUAAUGCUACGAACUACUAUCGAGUAGUACCAAAAACAAACAAAAAAAUGAACAAAAUGAAAACAAAGAGGAAUGAUACCUCGUCGUUUGAGCCUAUUGCUAAGCGAAUCGCGAUUUGUGUCGCAAUUUUCUUCGAUUGAUUGCUCUAAGGCGUUUGUUUUAUUGUAUCACUUUACCGACUGUUAAUCUAUUAACACGUUGACUGCCACCACACUAAUACUCUUAAAAGUUUCUACUGCGAUUAAAUUUUAUUUACUGACCAUUGGAGACUACAUAAUCAAACAUUUAUUGUGGUAUUUACUUUUGUAACUUCACCGAAAUUCAAAUAUUUCAUAUAAAUUCGUUUUCUUUGAUAUUUAAGUUUCAAAAUUAAUUUUGAAUUGGGUGACAUGGCGGUCGACGUGUCAAUAGAUGACUCGUCUCGAACACUUGCCGACUGGUAGUCUAUUAAUAGGCUUCUUGUUUGCCGACAAUUAUCAAUGACAGUCUAUUAAUUGUCUUUUGGCUUCGACAUUUAUGAAUUAGUUUUUAUGGUAACCAAUAAAUUUUGUUAAAAUUGUAUUAAAUUUAAUGAUGAAUUUUAGUAUUCGCGCGUGACAGUCUUAACCAAACCGAAGCCUAUGUCCAUACUAUUAGUCGGUAUAGUGAUAUGUUAUUCUUCCCGAUGAAACGUUUCACUAAUAUUUUACUAACGAAAUGAGAAUAUUUUACUAACCAGAGGAAACGAUUGUAACGAUACAGAAACCUCAUGUUUCUGAUAAAUAAUGUGUGUGUUAACAAAACGCGUUAAUACUCGCUAUUUUUGGCUUUCGAAACUAACAAAAUCGGUAGCGGUAAUUGUUUAUAUUUAAAUUCUUCUCUCGUAACCAAAGAUCUCUCGAUCUGAAACGUGUUAGCACGAAUGUCAUUUUGUAUUCGACUGUCGAUAGUGUUCUAAACUAAAUUUUCAUUUGGAAUUUGAUAUGGCAUUUAUUUAAACUAUUUUCAUCAGUUGUCAUUUUGAAUAGAAAGGUGAAAAAGAACACGAAGGUAAUAUGCGUUUACUUUUUAUAUUUGUUAGGAUAUAUGGAUUUUUAAAAAGUUUAAAUGCAGUUUGAAUCAUUCUAAAACAUUAUUCAAUUUCAAACAAUUCAAUUUUAUUGUUAAACGUAUUUUAAACAUGUACUAACAUACGUUUAGUUUAUGUAGUAGUUAAAUAUGCAUUUUUACUUGCAUUUCCUCACAAAGAUUCUCACGUUUUUCAUUGGAAAUACCCAAUAGUCGACUUACAAUUUCCUUAGUUUAUUUCUUUAUUUAAUAUUUGUUUGAACUUACACUUUUGAAUUGUGUCGUUAAAUCGAAUAAAAUGAUGAUAUUCGUGACAAUGUCUUUCGCGUACCUUCCUACUUUUUUCAAUUUGCAAUGACGAAUAUAUUGCAGCUCAUUAUACAUAUAUCGAAGAGGCAACAUACUACGUAAUUUACCGUUAACUGUACAAAUAUCCAUCUACGGGCAAUAAUUUCAUAGUUUUCCAGAAACAGCUGAACUUUCGUUAAUUAAUUUAACACUAAACCUAUCACAGCUGGUCAAACGACCAUUUUCAAACUUUUCUAUACUGUUUCGUAUAUACAAUAUAUACAUUAUAUACAAUGGCUUCAUGUAUUAUUCAAUUUAAUACCACGUGAAAUAUUGUUGCAUCCAAUUUAAAAAAGUGUCUUCGAGACUAGUUAUUAGCAAAUAAAGUGUCAGUAGGUUUAGUGUUAAAUGUCAAUUAAUAAUUACUUUAAAUCUCUUAUUACUUAGCGCGCAGUCUGUGAUUCGAAUUAAUUCUUGGACUGCGAACAUAGCAAAUACAAUUACACAGACCUAUGUGUGUGUGUGUAUAAUACGAUCAUUUCUUAUUUCUAAUUAAACAAACUUCAAAAGGAUCAAUUUUAUUUUCAAUACUAAAGGGAAUAAUAUGUAACAUACACAUCACACAUGCUAAAAAUAACUCGACAAUUAUUUAAAGGCAAACAACAUCCAAACGUUAAUUAAUUAUUUUUAAAUAAUUGUACAUAUUAUUAAAUAAUGUUUAACGUUUCCCAAUGACCGUCGAAUUGAUAUAGGUGGAUUAAUUUCCUCGUUACAUUCCACGAUUCUUUAUUUCCGAUGCAUUUUGUUUUAUUCGCUGUCUUCGAUAUACAACAAAUAUCGACGAUUCACCGUCUGUUUCGUAACUAAGAAAAUUCUAAAUUCUGUGAUCGGCAUCGGCGAAUGAUCGCUAAGGAAACUCCUGCGUCGCGAAUUCGAAUAUUCGGUUUGCAGACUUAUUCGUGGAUGGGCAGAAAUUUUAUUCGAUUAAUACAUGACGAAUAAAACGACUAUGUAUAAACGAUUUAUUCGACUGACAUCCUAUUUUUAAUUGCAUUUGGUAAUUAUAAUCAAGCAAACAAGGAACAAAUGUUCAUCUUCCAUUUGUUAUUUGAAUUUUUUCAUCAAAACUAAAAAUUCUGUCCAUCCCUGUUCCUGUUUGAGCUUCGUAUUCGUGUGGAGUGCCAUAUACACGCAAUCGAGAGUACUUUUCUGAAGCAGAGAUAUGUAAUAUAUUGCGUUUUAUUAUAUUUUACGUUAUUAUAUAUAUUAUUAUCACUUUUAUUGCUGCUAUUGUAUUAUUAUAUUAAGACGACAAUUAUACCAGG